GCCUCGAUCCCUGCAAAUUCGAUGGCGGAAGCAGUGGCAGAAAUGGGUGGUUACGGAGGCACGCUGGUGGCCAGCUUGAAAGUUCCCUCGGAGGCGCUGGUGCCCAGCGAACCGCCCAGCAAAACUUUAGCACCGGAGGUGGCAGACUGCGUGGUGAACCCCUUGCAGGCGCAGUAUGCUUGGGACUCCCUGAGCUCGCUGAUCGAGUCCUGUCGGAGGCUGCGGCAGAAGAACUUGGAGGCCAUGGCGGAGUUCCCAAAGCGUGGACCAUUUUGGGAGGAGAUGCCCAAGGUGGGCGAGACGAACUUGGGCACCGUCACAGGUGCGUGAUUCCGAGACGCCGUUCCAAACGGUAGGUCUUCCUGCGGAAAA
Cladocopium goreaui is the source of this 372-nucleotide messenger RNA. NCBI's taxonomy places the organism in Eukaryota, Dinophyceae, Suessiales, Symbiodiniaceae. The record is from the annotation of a GenBank genome assembly.